CAACAGGAAGUACUACUUGUGUCCACCGCAGUUCUCAAGCGGAAAAGGUUGUGGCAUUAACGACAACAGCAACCCAUAUGGCGUCCCAACACCGUAAGCGAUAAUACUAUUCCUUCUCCAAUUAUGCGCGGGCUCUUCGAUCACAGUGACAAACGCGAGCAAACCGUACAGUGCAGGCAUUCAUGGAUAUAGUUGGUGGUUCAUUCAAUCAUCUGGUUCCCAGUGACCAAUUGGAUGAUUCCUUGCUGCUCGGGCAGAACCUGGAAUGUGAAGCAAGUGAUGAGUUUGAAACAGGUCACGGUCACCCCGAAGAUUCACUGAAGAACAUGCUCAGUGACAAAGAUCCAAUGUUUGGGUCUGCUAGUGCCCAAUUUCAUCUUCUAGAAAACGAAGAUGUCAAUUUUAAGCUUGGAAGCUCUGCAGAUCAUGACAUGACAACAGCUGGUGUUAGUCAGAGUCCAUCUGAUGGAGAACACAGUCAGUCCAGCUUCUCACUGGGCGGGAGACAUGCAAGUCAUCUACCGAGACGACAAACAGCAAGCCGUGGUCGAGUCAGAGGCAGGCGCCCAGGUCCUGCACCAAAAGCAGCCGAGAGUAACGAACAGGAGUCAACAUGCAGUGGAAACUCAGAUGGAGAUAAAAGCCUUGCUGCAAAAAGGGACGCUCUGCUCAGCCGUCGUUUUGGAAUCAAUGAGGUUGAUUCCUCGAUGAAUCCAGUUGUUGUGUUACGGCGAUUAACUGUUACUGUAGGGGGCUAUAAAAUUGAACUGCUUCCUGGACCGUCGCAUGCGUUUGGAUCGUUUAGCACGAGCGACCUUCAGUCUUUGGGCUUCCAAGAUGACACCAUCACUGCUGAUGGCCUCACAUUGGAUUUGGGACAAAAUCAAGAUGAAGUUGCACAAGAACUUGAUAAUUCCACACAAGAGGUUGUUGGGGAAGUGAGCGUUGGUCAGCCCACUGGCGAUGACAUGCCUAUGGAUUUUGGGCCGUAUGUGAACCCUAAUGAAGUACAAGACACUAAUAGCACCUUGUCGCUGAAGCCCAAUAUGAACAAUGCCACUCCAAGAGAUGACAAAAUCAAUGACCAAAUCAAGACCCAAAAGCCAAGCGAGAACAAAAAGGGGAACAAGAACGGCACAGCGGCACCUGCAGUCAAAAAGCUUCUGAAACCCAAACAGGCUCUGUCUGCUACCAAAAACAAGUCGCCUCAUCUCACCAGGCCAGGGCUCUUACAGAAAGUGUCCAAGCAUCCCAGAGACAAAAACAAACAUACAAGCCGACCAGAAAAUCACAAGGGGAAGCCUGGUUUGGUGGGCUUGAAACGCCCAGGGGGGCCACUUGCUCCUAAAUCGCCCUCAAAAAUACAAAAGGUUCCGGAUGGACAUCCUGUGCAUCAAACCACAAGCCCGUCUGUCCCGGUGUCCCCGACCAUCAGUCGUAAACCAUCGUCUGUUUCUGGCCCUGGUGUCAAGUCAGUGCAAUCUCCUCAAUCUCAUCACCCGUUGAAAAAGCCACAAAAUACUCCCACUCCGGUAAACAUAACAAACCCGCCUGUUACUAACAGCCAAGGGGAUGAGGAGCAGGAGAAGGUCAAGAUCAAGAAGGCGGAGAAGAUCCAGCAUAGACACAAGAGCAGAAACUCUAGGAGUAUCUCGAUAGAGGAGCCGCAGCUGUUUAUCCCCGAUAAUGCCCCAGUGGUGAAGAAGGAAGCCGAGGGCGAACCUCCUCCUGAAAGCGAGACUGUGUGGGACCCCAGCAAACACUGUGGAUUAUGUAAGAAACCUCACAACAACAGGUUCAUGGUGGGUUGCGGCCGCUGCGAUGACUGGUUUCAUGGGGAUUGUGUGGGUUUGGAUCUGGCUAAAGUUCAGCAGAUGGAAAAGGAUGACCAGGAGUACGUGUGCUUGAAGUGCUGUGCUGAAGAGGAUGGGAAAACCGGUGCCACGGAGCAGACAGAUGAGAAGUUAUCUGCCAAACAAAAACAAAGACCACAGCAGUCGGUCACCGCAGGUGGAAUACGACCCUUCCGAAAAGUUGGAGAAAGGCGAAACUCAGAAGAUUCCACACCAAAGGGACCAAAUGUGAAGCAUGAGUCAAAGAAAGUUAAAAUAUCCCAUGUUAGCUCAAAGAAACCGUCCACUGGACAUAUCAGACGAAGCGUUCGAGACUCUCUGGAGGAGAUUCUCUUGAAACGACUGAAGGAGUCUGAUUUGAAGGUUUCAUCGGACAAGCCUGCCGAGUUGGCCCGAAGGACAGAAAAGGAGCUUUUUGCUCUCUUUCAGGGUGUUGACAGCAAAUACAAAAACAAAUACAGAAGUCUGACUUUCAACCUGAAAGAUGCAAAAAAUAAUGUGUUAUUCAAGCGAGUACUCAAGGGGGAGGUUUCCCCUGCUGAUUUGGUGCGUAUGACUGCAGAAGAGCUGGCCUCUAAGGAACUGGCUGCUUGGAGACAAAGAGAGAAUCGACAUACAAUUGAAAUGAUUGAGAAAGAACAGAGAGAAGUAGAGAGACGUCCCAUUACUAAAAUCACCCACAAAGGGGAAAUUGAAAUUGAGAAUCAGGAGCCUGCCAAAGCACCAGAGGCCAUAGAGGCACAGCCAGAGCCUGUGCCGAAAACUGCGGAAGUGCCUGAAGAAAAACCCCCUGAGACUAAAGCUGACAGUCCCAAGAAACCUAUAGAUACCACCAACCUGCACAAGUCUCAUCUAUUUGACCUCAACUGCAAAAUCUGCACAGGUCGCAUGGCUCCACCUACAGAGGAAGCCGCUACUAAGGUGGUAAAAGUGGCUACAACAGUUGUGAGGAGACAGUCUAGUGCGACAGAUGAAUCUCAGCACUCCACAACUACACCUACAUCAGCACUAAUGGACGAUCUGUCUUUAAGAGCCAUGGAGGAAGGUCUCCUCAAUUUUUUGCCUGAAUCCAGGUCAGAUGGUCUGAGUAGCAAAGAAGAUACAGCUACUUUCCUCAGCACCUUGGAGAGACUGUGGGGGGGCUUUAUUGAUAUGCCAGCUGUGGCGAGGUUUCUAACAAAAGUUUAUCCUGUCUCUGGAAUACUGGACCCCCUAACACAGGAUUUGCCGGACAACAUCCAAGUAGGUGGACGUAUUUCCCCUCAAAUAGUCUGGGAUUAUGUUGAGAAAAUCCGUGCUUCUGGGACAAAGGAAAUUUGUGUUAUUCGUUUCACCCCCGACACAGAAGAAGAUGAGAUCUCGUACACUUUAUUGUACGCCUAUUUUAGCAGCCGUAGAAGAUAUGGCGUUGUUGCCAACAACCGCAAACAAGUUAAAGACAUGUAUCUUAUUCCUCUCGGCUCCACAGAAAAAAUUCCCCACCAGAUUGUUCCGUUUGAUGGUCCAGGACUGGAGGCUAAUCGUCCGAAUCUUCUUCUUGGAUUGGUCAUCCGCCAGAGAUUGAAAAGGGACUUCGGGGUAAUCCUGUCAAAUGAUGCCAGUGAGGCUCCAAGUUUCUUGGUAGAAAGCAAAUCUAAGGUCGACUACCCACAGAAAGCUUCUGUGGUUCAAGAUGUGGAGCAAAGUUUUAACAGUGGUCCUGGGAGCACACAGAAAAAAGACACUGCAGACUUGAUUAAGUCAGUCGACGAAGAGCCGAUAUUGGACAUGGAGACAGAAGAGAAUGUUUCUUUGCGCUUCCUUCCCGGUGUGCUAAAGUUGCCUGGAAACACGGCAUCAGCAUCAAGCGACAAAUCAAAGAGCGAGUCUACAACACCAGUAUCCAAGACUUCAACAGUCGGCAAUGAAAAUCAUGCUGAAACCCAUCCUAAACCUAUAGCCAGUGCUUCUCGACUUGACCGCUUCGUUAUCAAGAAAAAAGACCCCAAAGCUGUUAAAACUGAACAGGUGCCACCCAGCUCGAGUCUGGAGUCCAGCUCAGAAAAGAAAGAGAGUAAAGUCAUACUUUCUCUGAGUGACAAACCUGCAGAUGUUUCAACAGAGAGUUUCCUUUCCUCUCUCGCAACUGCUAAACCCAAAGAGGAAACCGAGUCUAGCAGCACAGCUGCACCAGCUACUCAAGAAUCAAGCGAAACCACUUCAUCAGAUGUAUCGAAAGACUCUGUUACAGAUGGCUCUUGCGCCGUUCCCAAAAACGAAGUUGUAUCAAGUCCCACCAAGACUUUGAAGACAUCUCCUUCUGGUAUUUUAAAGAGAGAGUCUUCAUCAGCUGAACUCACUGAGUUAAAACCGCAACAAUCGGAAAGCAAUUCAGAAAUGUUUCAGGAGAAAGUUACUCAGCAACCAUCUGCGCAACCCUCUGAAGAGUGCAAAGCCAUAGAGGACAUCCAAGCCAUCACCACAAUCUCAUCCAUUGGGAAGAGUGAAGGUCUCAAGCAGUCUAGGACCCCUUCUUUUAACCCUAAAAUUUAUAGUCCACCCAUUUUUCAUUCGUACCACGCCGGUCCACCUGAUCCCCAAUAUUACCCUCCUCCAGCCAAUCCUGCACCUUACUUACCCCUUCAUUCACAGGGUCCUCCACCUUUCCCAUUUCCUCCUGGUCCGCCGCCUCCCCAAAUGUUCCCUCAAAGCGAUCCUCGCAUACUGACUCCACCGUGGUCUCAAACAGUCCCUCCCCAAACUAUCCCUGCACCUUCUUUGACAUAUGAGUCCAGCUUGCCGACCUCUUCGCCCCUCAGCAAAGACGAGAAGGGUUCGGAGAAGUCCUACAGCGACCUGGGCGACAAGCCGUCCAGACGCUCCGAAGAGACCAACAGGAAGGACAAUAAAGAUAGAGACCAUUAUGACAAACACCAUCACAAAAGCAAGCACCACGACAGGGAUCGGGAAAAACACAGGGACAGAAGUCACAGUCAUAAAGAGCGCCACUCAAAAGAGGACAGGUACGAGAGGCCGAGAGAACGCCACCACAGCAGCAGCCAUUACCGGGACAGAGACAAACACAGGCGGGACUCUGAUUAUGAGAAACACAAGAGGGACUCGAGAGACAGGCGUUCGUGAUCUUGGCAUCAAACUGCUCCACCUUCCUUAAAUCUGUAACACCGUAGAAGAAAACUAUUUAUAAAUUUGCAAGAUGAUUUUUGUAUGAAAAGCAUCUAGCAGCAUUUCUUUUUGAAAUCUUAAAGAUACUUGUUUUUAAUUGUACAUUAUCCCUACCUGGCUUUUCAAGUAUCCACUAACAUUAUCUUCACAAGCAGCUGGUUGUCUAGGAAAUGAAAAUACUGUUGCCAUGAGACAUGGCAUCCCAUGUUUGUUGAGAACAGCUUCUUUUGCUUCACUUUUUAUUUUUCAGUUUUAAUUUUUCUAAAUUUGGCUUCUUAAGUAUUUUCUAUGUUUCAGGUGACAAAUAUUUCUUUGUACAUUUUGGCUUGUCACACAACAGAAAUGUGCAUAUUCAGCACAUGUUUUAUGUACAGUUCAUAAUAAAAUGUUUUUAUUGUUAGUAAAACGA
This is a messenger RNA of Pimephales promelas (fathead minnow), 5424 nucleotides long. It is a transcript of the gene phf3, whose product is annotated as PHD finger protein 3. The record is from RefSeq and is a predicted model, not a curated record. Gene Ontology annotation, biological process: DNA-templated transcription. Gene Ontology annotation, cellular component: nucleus. Lineage: Eukaryota; Metazoa; Chordata; Actinopteri; Cypriniformes; Leuciscidae.